Messenger RNA from Diaporthe citri, 684 nucleotides. RefSeq lists its product as uncharacterized. The record is from RefSeq and is a predicted model, not a curated record. The coding region runs from base 1 to 684 and encodes 227 amino acids. The transcript has a single exon. Gene Ontology annotation, molecular function: carbon-sulfur lyase activity. Lineage: Eukaryota; Fungi; Ascomycota; Sordariomycetes; Diaporthales; Diaporthaceae.
AUGGCUUCCAACAACCAAGAACCGUCCGCAACAACUCCCCACUACUCAGAGAACCCCUCGGCCUUCCCAAUGGAAGGAGGUUGCUGCUGCGGCCAUGUCAGGUACUCUGUCGAUCAGGCCCCGAUGGCCUCCCACAGCUGCCACUGCACUGCCUGCCAGCGUGAGACGGGCUCGGCCUUCUCGCCCAACAUCAUCAUCGAGGCGUCGAGCGUGACGCGCCUGGCACCAGCAGCCCCAACGAUGCCCGCCCACCGCGGCGCACCAGACACGCUACCACCGGCCGGGCCCGCUCCCGCUCCCGCUCCCGCUCCAGCACCCAGCGCCGGAGGAAACGACGACACCCCACCCGACGACCUGCUCCGCGUAGCCAUCCCGUCCGAGUCCGGGGCCGGUCAGACCAUCGUGCGGUGCCCCCGGUGCCUCGCGGCGGUGUGGAGCGAGUACGCGUUCGGCCCGGCGGUCAGGUUCGUCAAGAGCGGCACGCUGGACCGCGCUUGGCUGGUCGAGCCGGACCUGCACAUCUACGUGCGCAGCAAGCGGCCCUUUGUGGAGAUCAGCGACGGGAAGCCGCAGUUCCAGGAGUACUACGACCGCUCCCAGGUCUGGAGGCCUGAGGGGCUCGAGAGGUGGGCCAGGGUCAUGGUCGAGGUCGAAAGGUACUGGGCGAGUUGCAAGGCGGGCUAG